Molecule: messenger RNA, 1433 nt
Organism: Lathyrus oleraceus (garden pea)
Lineage: Eukaryota; Viridiplantae; Streptophyta; Magnoliopsida; Fabales; Fabaceae
Product: PLASMODESMATA CALLOSE-BINDING PROTEIN 1
Exons: 4
Coding region: 121-1071 (316 amino acids)
Source: RefSeq, a predicted model, not a curated record
GAAAAAUAAUUCUCCAUCACAACAACAUUGCAAGUAACAAAUCUUUGCCUCUCAAACAUUGCUCAUAAACUUCAAACAAAUAUCAGAAACAAAGCAUUGAAGUAAACUAAACCUGCAGAUAUGGAAGAAGCUAGAAGUUGGCACAUUGUGUUAUUUUUGCUAUGUCUUUCCUUCUAUUCAGGUUUAUGUCGGAAUUCCAUAAUAUUAAAAGAAGAUUCAUCUUACGAAUUUAGUACUACUCAAUUGGAUUCGAUUCCGAUUGUAAACCCUACAACACCGGGAUCAGGAAAUCCAUACCCUACGGUUAACCCGACAUCUCCUCAACCACCGGAUACAAGUACGGGAGGACAAAGCCCAACAACUCCGGACACAAGCCCAACAAAUCCAUAUUCAAACCCGCCCGCCUCUACAACUCCGUAUUCAAACCCACCGGCCUCUACAAAUCCGUACUCAAACCCAACAAGCCCAGCCGUAACUCCCACGACACCAACUACUACUCCAACAGGCCCGUCUGGAUCGUCUGGUGGCAGCAGCGGUGGCCAAUGGUGUGUUGCAAGCCCAUCGGCUGCAGAGACUACUCUAAAAGUAGCUCUUGAUUAUGCUUGUGGUUAUGGUGCUGAUUGUUCGCAAAUUCAACAAGGAGGAACUUGUUUUGACCCAAACACACUUGUAGAUCAUGCUUCUUAUGCAUUCAAUGAUUACUUCCAAAAGAAUCCUGCUCCUACAAGCUGUGUUUUUGGAGGAGUAGCAUCACUUACAACUAAAGAUCCAAGUCAUGGAAAUUGCCACUAUUCAUCCUCCAAAACAACAAGCAUGAGUCCACCAAAUCCACCAACUCCACCAACAACAAUGACUCCACCUUCUCCAACAACAAUGACUCCACCUACACCAACUCUUAUGACUCCAUCUUCACCAGGCAUGACAAUGCCUGAUCCAGAUGGAGGAUCAUCAUCGGUCUAUGGUUCACCGCCGGGAGGAAGCCCCAAUAUAGCCACAUCUACUUCUUUUUCCAUACUGCUCUUACUUACUACAAGCCUCUCCGCUACACUUCAUCUGCAAAAUUACAUCUAGAAGAGUCGGUGACACUGACACGUGUCAGACGGGACAAGGAUUAUUAUCCCGACGUUCAUUGGAAUUCACACAGUCUUCCAGCAGAUUUUGCAAGAUUUCAAAGGAAGAAGAGUCAAAGUUUCAUAUUUGUCAUAUGAAUUCUUGCAAAUAAAAGCAGUACUAUACACAGCACUACAUUGCAUCAAUGUAUCAUCUUAGUUUUAGCAGAUUUAUAGGUUAUUAUAGACAGUUCUUUUACAGUAUUUCAUAUAUACAGAAUAAAUUAUUAGAUUAUCUAUUUCAGAUAAAGAGAUACAUGGAAAGAGUUACAAUAAUAUUGAUGGAAACAUGGAAAUUCAAAUACAGCUUAGCUAUCGAUUGAA